Cyphellophora attinorum is the source of this 1113-nucleotide messenger RNA. RefSeq lists its product as uncharacterized. NCBI's taxonomy places the organism in Eukaryota, Fungi, Ascomycota, Eurotiomycetes, Chaetothyriales, Cyphellophoraceae. The record is from RefSeq and is a predicted model, not a curated record. The transcript is spliced from 2 exons. Bases 1 to 1113 code for a protein of 370 amino acids.
AUGAAGGCCUCCUUGGUCGCCUCGCUGGUCCUCGGGGCCUGGCAGGCCUAUGCCUUCCCAGCCGCGCUAGAGGAGCGUGCUGCUUGCAACAAGGACAAUCUGCUCAACGCCUUCACCAAUCCUGCCCACAGCGCUGAGGCCAGUACAUUCUGCUCUGCCUACAUCUCAGUGCCUCUGACAUCGACGUCGACCUUUCGUGGACCCGAUACGUGUACUCUUUUCACCACCGGAUACACCGCAAUAGCACGACAUCCGCUCCAGCUUUACAACCUGCAGCGACUCCCAGAUCCUGCUCCGGCAACAAUCAUUUACGACAGCGCGUCUCCAUCGCCCGUGACCGUACCAGGUGGUGCACUCAACUACGUCUCGCCCUCACAGCACGCCAAGGUGAAGCGGGAUGUCGAAGAGCCCAUGAUCACACCGUCUCCGACGGUCGAUGAUGCCGCAGUGGUGGAACUGAGGCGUCGGGCGGCCUCCGCGGUCCCAUUGCCCACAUGGCUUUCAACGACAUACCCAGCCUCCCGCAUAUCGAGCGCCUGUUCCUGCAUCUCACCUUCAGCUGCAUUUUCGACAGUCGUUUCCAUCAACGACUACACACAAGUGACCACCGCAACCUGCACAGACUACUCGAGUGCACUACCUGUCCGAACCUACCCGGCAUACUGUGCACCUACCCUCCAGGUCAAUGCGCCAGCACCAGCAAGCCACGCCAACUGGAAGGUAACACCAAACUUCCCCACGUCUAGCAAGAUGGACUGCUGCGACGCCUGCACCAACGUGUUCAACUGUGUCUGGUGGAAGUUCGACUUUGGGUCGAAAGGCGACCCUUGGGCACCCGGUCAAUGUCAUUAUGCUUACUAUACCGGCAACGUAACCUAUGAAGGCACUGGAAACGUUCCGGCUAUAUGUCCCAACGGCGUGACGCAGGGCAUUGAUCCCAAGUCGCCGACGAAUUAUGGGCGUGAGUCGAAUCUCUAUGGCACUGGCUAUAACUAUGGGGCUUGCGGGAACGCGCCGAACCUCUUCCAGAGCAGUCAGGAUUUUGGCUAUCCGGAUAAUUUUCAGGGCUGUGGUAAUUUGGCUGUGCCGUACUAUAGUGGGACGUGUUCGUAG